This is a messenger RNA of Dentiscutata erythropus, 267 nucleotides long. The record is from the annotation of a GenBank genome assembly. NCBI's taxonomy places the organism in Eukaryota, Fungi, Glomeromycota, Glomeromycetes, Diversisporales, Gigasporaceae.
AUGAUAUUAAUACAAUUGGAAUUACAACAACAAGAGUUAAAAACCUUUAAAACAGAUGCAUUAGCUCUUGUACCCUUAAAAUACAAGUCAACAGACGCACAAUCUGGAAAUAAUAAAAAAGUCUUGAGAGAGUUACAUAAAAAUAAAGCCAUAAAUAAAAAAACAAAAGCCCAAAAUGCAGUAAACAUCACAGCCCCAGUAGAAGAUACAAAAAAGUCUAAUCAAACUGCAAAUCCACAAAUAUUAAAUAAAGUAAACACAAGCUGA